Toxorhynchites rutilus septentrionalis is the source of this 4518-nucleotide messenger RNA. RefSeq lists its product as uncharacterized. The transcript has 5 exons. Gene Ontology annotation, molecular function: protein binding. The record is from RefSeq and is a predicted model, not a curated record. The coding region runs from base 1557 to 3911 and encodes 784 amino acids. Lineage: Eukaryota; Metazoa; Arthropoda; Insecta; Diptera; Culicidae.
UCAACCGGUUUGGAUUGGUAGCUUUGUCAUCUGUUACGGAAGAAAAAAACAUCAUUAGGAUUUUUUUCUGCUGUUGUUUGCUCUUCUCGCUGAAGAAUUGAGCCGGUUCUUGGGAUGUGAACACAGCACAGAAUUAUAUGUAUUUGAAUACAAUGGAAUUAUUCUCGUUGGUGAUUUAUGGUCAAAUUAUGCGUUUUUGCGCGAGAGUGCGUUGAGUGUUGUGUGUUUUGGGUUUGCCUUCCCCGGCUCGCACUGCAGUGCUUUAGCAUGAAUAAUGAAUAAGUGAGUUUGUUUUCGACGGAGAAAUUGGCCUCGCAAUGGAGAAUAUCAAUGCUUAAAAUUAAACAUAACGCAUAGCGGAGAGGAAGUGAGGCGACAGUUCCAGUAUUUUAAUGCUACCCGAAGUUGUGAGAGUGUGUUAUGUAGAAGGCUGCUAAAAAGAAACAAAAUUAAGAAAAAAAUAUAUGAACGAAUGAAAUAGAUAACAGAGUCACAUGUGUUUUGUGUAACUUUCUUUACAUUACUCUAUUUCCAUUCGCUGGUGCACUUGAAAUUGUUUCCAACAAGAGAAACCUAUGUUGGGUGGAAGUGUUCUCUCUUUUUUGUGUGUAUCUGAGGCCGUUGAACGACGGUUCAAAAAGUUCGAAAGUUAAAAGCCACAGACUCAUUGUGUUACAAAUGUUCCCGUUUUUUCUAACUGGAGUUAUACGGUGUGUUUAGAAAGGGAUCAUUACUGCGUACGGUUGGGGAGGAACAUGUUUCGAAAGAUUUACUUCCUUCGGCUGCUGCUGGCAUUGGCUGGAGCGCAACGACGACGCCAGUAAACGAUGGGUCGUAGAAUGUAACAUAUGUUGAAAACGAUAUUUCAAUUUGAAAUCACGUCAUCCGACUUGGGCACGCGAAAAAAACGACAGUCUUGUUGCGAUAAAACUCUCUCUUGCAUCAGCCCCACGGCUGCACACUAAUUAGUCAUAUCAAUAACACAAACUGUGUAAGUCCUAACUGCGAAAUGAAUCAUUAUCCGAGGGACUUAUAUUAGUUUGCAACAGUCGUUGGAAAAGUGAUUUGUUGUGGCGUGCGUCGUUUCCCCCCCUCAUCGCACGAAGUGGGUGGUAUCCGAUGAACCCAUUUCCUCCGGUGUCGAACUGAACCUGAGGCAGCCCAGACGGGAGAACCGCGUGUGUGAUAUCGUGGCUCGAGGCGCGGAAUGUAAACAUGAUGCAGAUAAAACGCAAACAGUAUGGCAACAGUUGAACAGGUUUCGCCCCAAUCAAUCAUAGGUUUAAUCUUGAGCUCGAGCGCGAGUGCAAUAUUGCACCGCAACAAGGCAGAAGUGAAGUGGUCUAUUGCUUAAUCGAAAAAUAUAAGCUGUUACGGUUGUGUACUGGAGAGUGUAUUGGCUUUUAAGUGCGUAAGAAAAACAUAGUGCUGGGUGGAAUUACCCAAUCGGAAGUGUGUGCCCGUUUUGUUGAAGCCGACUGUUCAACGGGAAAGGUUCUGUAUAAACUUUAUCAUCUUCACGGCAGCAGCAGCAGCAGUUGACAUCGGAAGAAAAAAUGGUACUCUGCGACAGUGAUUUAGAUGUAACGGGCAUCUCGGAAAAGUGGAACAAACUGCGCCGUCGCUGUGCAUCGUUCAAAACAGUCUCCGGCCCAGCGUCACUCGAUUCGGACACCAAUUUCAUAUUGGCCGAGCAUCCGGCAACUCACUAUCAGAUCAUUUCUUCCGGCCCAGUUCCGGUUCAAGUUCAGCAGGUGCAACAGCCCCAUCAUCAGCACCAUCAGCACAAUCAUCAUCGCCUCAGCCACGGACACCAUCGGCAUCAUCAUCAUCAUCAUCAUAAUCACCAUCAUCACAACAUUGGUCACGAACAGCAGCAUCCGCAACUCUAUAACCAUUUGCACGAUCCAAAUUGGGAACUGCGUCACUCGAGUUCUAGUUCAACAUCGACAUCCUCGUCCACACUUGGGCAAACAAAGCUUCCGAUAUAUGCAGCAGAGGAUUACUGGCAGUUUCACGAGCGGGAUGUGAAGCUGUGGCGCCUGGGUGCUCAUCAAACUUAUGCUCACCGAAUCAGAGCUACGCCAAAUCAGCGUCGCAGUGCUCACAGUAUCAAUUGGGAGUACAACGUGCAAGAAUAUGAAAACAUGGGCGAUCCCACUCAGGUCUCCACGCCACGGUUGUUUCGCCAUGAAAAGCUCCAAUACUAUGAUGAUAUGUCCUGCGCGACCAAGAAGAAGAACUCGCUCGGUGCAAGUGAAAGCGAGAGUGGAAUUAAGAUCGCCAAAGAAAUCAAACUGCCAAGUCUGAAGAAUUUCAAAUCCGCUUCGAUGCGAUUGCCCGGCCAGAAGUCUUCCAUAAACGAGGUACAACAGUUGCUAAGGAAUAAAUUUAACAGAAUACACGCAGGUCUGCGGAAAAGAAGAGCUCUGUCCGUCCAGGAAGUGUUCCAGCUGCCAGGGCAAACGCCGGUGCAAUCGAAGCCCACAUUCUACGUUCCGUCGCCGCUAGUCAGCGAAAAGAACCCCCAUAAUCCGCCCCACUACGAGGAAGAAACCUACGAAGAUGACGACGGUCCGAUCAGUUUACCAUAUAUCAACGAGAAUCUGCUCGCAGUUGAACAGACACAAGUUAGCUUGCGGGAUCGAUCGCUUAGUCCGAGGAAGGAACGAACCAAAACAUGGUACCGCAAUAUCGACCUCAACGCUCCCAUACCCAAAGCGGAAAAGGCAUCCGAAAAUGGCCAAAGUCCAGUUUCCACUCCCGUUACCGACGGGGACCAUGUCGACGACAGUCCCAAGCAGAAAGCCGACAAACCAAACUUUUCGAUCGGUGGCCGUGUGUCACUCCGCGAGCGCGUCGAGAAUAUGAAUCUCAGCCGGCUCCGGUCGAAACCCUCCAACACCAACUCAGCUAGUCCACAGCCAAAAAAAGCAACCGAACAGCGCAAAAUCCGACCCCGCAGCCAUUCACCGCUAAAAAACAUCAAAAUCAAUCUGUCCGGUCUCGGCAUCGGUGGUGGCGGAACCGAUUCACAGCCCCAAACGCCCAAACCAAAGCGUGAAUCAUUCGGUCUGUUCGGUCGGCUAAACCGUAUGAUGCACGGUAGUCCCUCGCCGGAAAAAUCCAGCCGGGCGAGUGCAGCAGCCACAGCAGCAACCAAAAACGGUGCCGAUGCCGCAAGCGAUACCUCCAACCGGCAGAAAAAGGCAACAGCUAAUGGAAACGGUACUGUUGCCACUACCGGUACUGGUGCUGGUGCUGCUCCCGGUGUCAGUUACAGUGGUAAUGUUAGUAAACAAUCGACCAUACAGAAGCUGACGAAACUGAGCGGCGGGAAUCGGCGGGACUCGGUGCAGUCCAAAGCAGCGGAAUCAGUGGCCCCGGAACGUGACCGGAAAUCUAAACAGAUUGCGGAUAUUUCCAAUGAAAACACAAAACCUUCGGCAGUCACAUUUUCCAAAAUACCACAGCACUAUGGCGGCUAUUCGGAGGCAGCAGAGAACGAAGAUCUUAAUGAAGAUGAAAUCGAGGAAAGCAAAUUCUGCACGCUACCUCGUAACGGUCCAAAUGCUUUCACCAUUCGACAAGCUCGUUUCGUCAAAGGAAACGGCGCUAAGGCUCUCGGAUUCUCGAUCGUUGGUGGAAAGGACUCCCCCAAGGGUUCGAUGGGAAUCUACGUCAAGACGAUCUAUCCCAAUGGUCAGGCAGCGGAGAACGGAACCCUUCAGGAGGGUGACGAGAUACUGUCCGUCAACGGCAAGGCAUUCCAGGGAUUGUCUCACCAGGAGGCAAUCAAUGUGUUCAAAUCAAUCAAAACCGGCGACGUGACGAUACUGAUCGGGCGGCGGAACAACCGCAGGAAGCUGGAAACCCCGAUCCCCCAGUCUGGUUCUUCUGCCAGAGAUUGAUCGGCCUACAUACAGUGGAAGUGUUAUUUUUACCAUUUAAAAAUAAGGAUUUCUUGAAACACUGCAAUUAUUAGUGAUAAUUACUGUAAUAUUUAACGUAUGCAAUCAUCCUGGCGAAAAAAACACGAACUAGAAAGUGCCAAAAUGCAAUUUGCACUUUCGCUGGAAAGCUCACAUGAGAGUGAAAGCUUAAAAAGAAUUUGAAAGCCGAAUGUGGAGAAAAUACCAAAUUUCCAACAUUUACCCCAAAAAGGACCAUUGUUCCCCAAUGUCAAAUGAAUGCAAUUUAUUUUUUUUGUGUAAAUAAAACACACGCACCUAGUCCUCUACCAUAAUUAAAGAAAUAUUACGCAGUUUCGUUCGCAUCGGGAGUAAUAUAACCAUUCUGUAACGUUUAACAUAUAGUUAGUAUUAACAAUACCAAAGGAUUAUCAUCAAAUGAAGUCGAAGAGAAAGAAGAAAUUGAUAACUGCGCUAUAGUAUAUUAUUUUUGGAACAUUUUUUUUGUUAUUUACUAUUUGCGCAUGCUAUUGUCUUCAGAAAACAGUACAUGCUGUAAUUUAUCAUUUAUUCCCUUUUUUUUGUACCAUACGUAAAUAAAUCAAAG